AUGGUGCAUCUGAUCGAACGCGAAGGAUACACGUCGCUGGUGGCGGACGUAUUCACCAAGGAAUCGACCAUACCGGAGACCGUCAACGAAGUGUUCAGGGCGUUCAUAACGAUGAUCGAGUUAAAGCACAGCACAAUGGAAGAAAUCAUUACAUAUUUGAUGCCUGACGAUUUUCAAACCAGCACGUGGGACUUUGAGCAUGCGUCUCAAAUCACUACGGAUGAUACGAUCACCGAGACGGUCGACAUCAGCGAAGCGGCCAACAUAUUAGUCCACGAAACAGAUCAAGAACAGAAAAAUACGGACGAUAACAAAGUGAUGAUUACUGAAAUUAUUGACAACGUCGAGAUAAUCGAUGAUACGAUUGACAAAGGUGUGAAAAUGAAAAAAAAUGAAAAAGAUUUAUACAAACGCCGAAGUAUAGAAGAAGAAGAUAUCAUAACAGAAAAAAAGAAAACUGUUAUAAGAAAAAUUAAAGAAAAACGUCCAAGUAUAGGAGAAGAAACCAUUCCUUAUGAAACGACAUAUGAAUUUAACGUAGAAAAAUAUCCAGCUAUAGUUCCGACAAUUUUGAAAACUCCUAAGACUAUAAAUGAAGCAAAUGCACAGCAAGAAGUUGUUGAGUUAUCUACAGAUAAUAAGUAUACGUGUGAUAAAGCUCAAAUAAACAUAAUAUCUCGAAUUUUGGAAGUUAGCGAAGGCUUUACAACAGACUAUCCGGAUACUCAAUCGCCGCUGGAAGACAUUGCUAAAUCUUUCGAUAUUGUUCCAAGUGUUGCAAAAAAAGAUAUUAUACCACAGGAAAGUAUAACUAUUAGUGAAAUUUAUCCAGAUCAAACGUUAGAUGAAAGAAUUGAGCACAUACAACAAAAUAAGGAAGCGAAGGUUACUGUAAUUUCACAUUCUCAAAAAGUAGUUACAGAAUUAAUAGCAUCUGUGAAAGAAGGAGACAUUAAACAUGAGUUAAUACCACAAAAGAAAAAAGCUACUCAAGAUUUUGUCGAGCAUGAAAGUGUUAAUGUUGUGGAAGUAAAUGAAGCAUAUACUGAAGGUCAGUUGGAAAAUGAUAUUAAACCAACACCAGUAAAAUCGUCCAUCGACUAUUCCCUAAAUGAACAGUUAAUUGUUAGUGAAUUACAUUCAGAAAUUCAACCUGAAAAGUACUAUCCUGAAAUAAUAGUGCCCACUGAAGUGGCUGAAAAAUUAAUAGUACCAUCAAAUAGUGCUAUAAUGACAUAUGAAGUAGAAACGUCAGAAAAAGAAGCAAAAUAUAAUCCAUCACAAUUACCUUUAGGAUUUAAAGUAGAUAUUUCAAUGAUUCCAGAAAAAUGUAUUCAAGUAAGUGAAGAAAACAUUCAGGAUAAGGAAGCCAAAUUGCUAGAAGAUAGAAAACCAGAAAAAACUUUUGCAGUUUCCGAAAUAAUCGAACAGUCGGGAUUAAUCGUAAAUUCUGUUAAUCAACAUGAGAGUGAAGAAACGUUCAUUUCCCAUUUACCCGAAUCUCAAACCGCAAUUUUAAAGUUAAAUACUGCAAAUAAAGUGUGUACUUCAUCAAUUAUAGAAAUGAACGAAGCAGAAUCUAAUUUGAAUAUUCCAGUAAUUCCAGAAAUGAAACAAAUAAAAAGCUCUGUCUUAGGUCUGGAAGUACCAGAUGUGACUGAAGUUAUAGCAAACGAAACAGAAUCCUCUUUUACAUUAGAAUCAACACCAGAAAUAUUACCUGAUACAAGUUUUACUGAAAGUUACUCAUAUAUAGUAACUGAAACACGAACAGGAGAUCAUUCUAACGAUUUCGAUACUACUCUUAAAUAUGACGUACGCAAGGCUACAUCGAAUUUCGAAGAAAUGGAAGCUAAACAAAUAUCUCAAGCAAACGUACAAGAGAGCAAUGUCCCGUUCUAUGAAUCUUCAAAACCUACAUCGAUAUUGCCAGAAACAAGUUUUGCUCCUAUUCAGAGUAUAACUGUAGAACAGACGGUUGUCGCUGAACAAGAACAAGCAUUAAUUUUAAAAGCUAAUCCGGAAUUUCAUAAAUCGAAAUUUGUUCCAACACAUACUCUACAAGCUGUAACGAUAGAACAAAUCACUCCUGAAAAUCGUGUUGAUAAUAUUAGUGAUACGUUUAAAGAUUGUCAGCCAACAAAAAAAAUAGCAAACGUCAAUUUUGUUGAUGACCAGAGUAUAAUUGUCAAAGAAAUUUCGACUUUUGAGUCAGAAUGUGAUCUAAUGAUUGAUGAUAAACCAAAAAAUGUUCACGCAAAACCAAAAUAUUCUGGUCAUGAUGUAGCUGAAACAACAGAAGUUACUUCAAGUGACACCGUUGAACAAUUAAAUGUAGAGAGAAUUGUAAACGAUAAAGCAAAAAUUGAGCAUGUGCCGUACGAAACUGCUGUGUCAGAAGUGACAUCUGUAAAUGAAUUCGAAGACGUUUUAUUAGAUAAUGAAAAUAAACAAUUAAAAACUGUAAAUAUAGUAAUUGAUGAGGUAAUUGGUGUAAAUAUUAUAGAACAACCAAUUUAUGAAAAAGAAACAGAGGCAAUUGAAAAAGCUGCUCCUAAAACUAAAAAUGCAACAACUGAGUUUGUUCCAUUUGAGAUUGCCGAUCACUCAGAAGUUAUAACUGGGGAUUAUACUUCAGAUUUAUUACAGCCAGAAGUAACCAAAGUUUAUGCUCAUCUUAAACCCAGUACACAUGAAAGUGUAAUUUUAUAUGAAACUGAUAUAUCCGAAAAAGAAAAAGAAUUUUCUGGAAACAAAAUACCAUUAACCUUUUCAGCAAAUACAUCUAUGGUGAUGGAAGAAGCAAUAGAAGUUACGGAAAUAUUGUCUAACGAUAGACCUGAAUCCAUUUCAGUUUCCAUAACACCCAAAGAAGAAACCGCACAAGCUAAUGUAAUACCAUUUAAAUCUAUCGAGAGACAUGACAUUAUACCUUCUGAAAACGUUGAAAACGUCAAAGACCAAAGUAAAAUUAUAGCAUUAGCACAUGUAUCACAAAAUCCAUUACAUGGUUUGGAAACCAGUUUAAUUGUAUCAGCAGAAUCAGAAAAUUUACUAACAGAUUUUGUGUUACCUGAUUCAAAAAAAGCAGAAACUAAAUAUGUAGAGUUAGAUGUACCAAUUAGUGUUGUGGAAAUUUUAACACAAGAUAAAGAGACAGAAUUUAAACCUGAAGAAUUACUAACACGCAAAUUGGAUAAACAAGAAAUCGUAUUUGAUGAAGGUCAUAUAACAUCAGAAACUGUAGUUUGUAGCACUACUACUGAUUUUAACCAACUAAUUCCACAAUCUGUUUAUGCGCUGACGUCUGAAAACCCUCAAAUCGCUAUUGAAUCACAAGAGACUGCCCCUCUAGAAAAAGAAGGAAUAUUUUUAAAUGAUGAUAUAACUCAAAAAAGAUGUGCUAAAAUGUUGUAUGAAGAAGUAAAGGGUAUUCAAAUAUCUGAACAAGUACAAUUAGAAACCAAAGAGGAAAUAAUUAUGAAAAGUAAACCUAUUGAAAGAAAAGGCAAUGUAACGAUUACAGCACAAGAUAUUGCAGAAACAUCAGAAACUAAAGUAGAAAGUCCCAUCGAAGAACUGAAAAUAGAAUUUCCAAAAGAACAAUUAGCUAAUAUGGUUCAGGAUAAAGAAGUUCGAAGCUUUGAAGUAUCAGAAAUUAUUCCACAAGAAACAGAAUCUACUUUAGUUGAUAAUCAACAAUAUGACUCAAAAAUAAUAAAUGUUUCGAUUGAAGAUAAUAUUAGAAGUUGUGUAAUUACAGAAAUAUUGCCCAAAGAAAAGGAAGGCCAGUUUUCUGAACAACUAAAACCAAUUCAACAUCAUGCUGAAGAAGAAAUUUUAAGUUACGAAGGAUUACUGGUUAAUGAAACUAAUGCUUCUAUUUGCGAAGAAAAGUUAAACAAUUUUGAAUACUCAACAAAAGUCGGUAAUCAAGUUGUUGAACCCCUGGAAAGUAUUCAAAUAUCUGAAGUAAAUGUUCAAGAACUUGAAGAUAGUUUAAAAGAAUCUAUGCAACCACAAAUAAAACAUGCCACUCCAAGCGUCAAUGAAAACGUAGGACUAAUUAUUAAAUCAACAGUCAUAAAUGAUAAGGAAAAUAUAUUAACAAUUGAUGAGUUAAAAGCUGAAAAUGCUACUAAAGUAUCAAAUUUAAUCGAUUAUAAAGUACCAGAAAACUUUGAAAAAAUCACAUUAGAGUGUGUUCAACCAAUCAAAUAUGAUCAAAAACAAAUGCAUAAGGCUUCAACUGAACAUGUACUGUUAAAGGGUAUCAGUACAACAAUAGUAAAUACACAAGAAAGUGAAAUUAAAUUGGAACCUUUAGAAAAAGCUAGUAAAAAAAUAGCCUCCCAAGAAUUUGAAAUGGUAUCAACUGUAGACACAACGGAAGUAUUUUUAGUCGAAUCUGAAUCCGAUUUGAAUCUUACAUCGUUACCAAGAAGUCAAAUUGCCGUUAGUGAUUUAUCCGAAACCCAACAAGUAGCAUCACAUUUUGAGGUAUUGCCUCAAAAUGCAACACAUGAUUUAAGAGUUCAAACUUUGCCAUCUGUAAUCAAUUUAAUACCCAAACCUACAGAAACUCAUAGUUUAGAAGUAACGGAAACAGUUUGCCAUGAGACUGAAAAACCUAUGAAAUCCGAAAAAAAUACAACAUCAGUUUGUAACUACACAAUUCAAUCAGACCAAAAUAUUGAAGUUACUGAAAUUAUAACUAAUGAAUCAGAAAAAAUAUUUGAAGUCUGUGUAAAGAAUAAAAGUUCAGAAGCUAAUGUAGUUUUUGAUCAAAAUCAGACACUAACAAUCGAAGAAAUCCAAACUUCUGAUGAUAUUACUCCAUUAAUUGAGGAUUCGAUUAAACCAAUCAAUGCAUCUAAACAGUUGGAGCCUCUAUUGGGAGUGUUCGUAACUGAAAUUAAAGCAGAGGAGUCUGAAACUCCACAAGAGACACAGCUGAAACCUGCACCGAAAUAUGUUACUCAAAUACUACCAGAAAAACAAAGUUUAAAUGUGACGUCGACCAUUGUAGUUGAAAAAGAAAGUAAAUUAAAUAAAUUUAAACCAAAUGUUACAGAAAAUGCUCUAAUUUCUUCGGUAUACAGCCCAAAAUUCGUUGUCGAAUCCCAAGAAAAUUUUGUACAAAUGAGUACGUCUGAUUUAAAAACAAUUAAACCUAACGAAAUAUUUUUGGAAUCUUCUCAAAUUCCAUAUGAUUCAAUCAGCCAAAUAGAAAUAAAUCUUUUUGAAAAAGAAAGUACAUUAGAUACUUCAGUAAGAGGGGAAAAAAAAGUAGCUAACAUAAAUGUGGAUACCAUAAAUAUACUAGAUACAACGGAAAUCAUAACUGGUAAUAAAGAAUCUGUUUAUAUUCCUUCAGAAAAACCGAACACAAAACAUGCGUUAGUUAAUAUAACAGAUAGUCAACCAGUUAGUAACAUUUUUGAAGUAAAAACUGAAGAUAGCUCAAGUGAGUUACAAAUUCCGACAGUUGUUAGAUGCUCUGCAAUACCGGGUCAAGAAGUUGUACAUGGUGUCACGAUAACUGAUAAUGCAACUCAAGACAAGGAAGAAAUAUUUGAAGGAAAAUUUAAACCUGAGUUUUUAGUAGCAAAAGUAAAUAUAGAAAAUGAAAAAGAAAUUAAAACUAUAACUGAAAUUAUACUUCAAGAAAUGGAAGGACAAAUUAAGACAUUAGACUUGCCUUCCGCUAAAAAUGCCCAAAUAGAAAUUACUUCUGGACAAAAAAUAGCAGAAAAAACUGAAAUAAUAUCAAAUACAGCUUUAGGAUCAAUUGAAAAUAUUGUUACUGAAUCAUCAACCGCCGUUCCAAUACAAGAAACUUGUGAAAGUAUUCAGUCUACUAUAACUGUUCCUGAAGACAAAGAAAUGACAUUUGAUUCAAAUUUAAUACAAGAGAAGUCAAAUGUAAAUGUUAAUUUUGAAGAAUCAGAAAGCAUAAACAUAACUGAAAUAAUAGUCGAUGAUAAAGAAGGCAAGUAUGUUGUAUCCAACAUUCCAAAAUUGCAAACGGCUGGAAAAAAUAUUUUACCGAACGAAGCAACAGAAAUAACAUUAGUGUUAGCAGACACACAUUUAACAGAAUUUAAUAAAUUAUUACCAAAAGAAGAAUUAGCAACUGUUAAACAUGAAACUCAUACAAAUGUAGCACAGACUGAAACAACUGUACACGAUUGCGAAAAAUAUCUAAAACCAACAAAAAUAGUAUCGAAUAAAGCUGAACUUAAAAUGAUUCCAAACAAAAGUUUAAUAAUUACAGAAGUAAUCACCGAUGAUAAUGAUGAACAAUUUAUUGCAAAAGAGGAUCAAACCUCUCAGCAAGCCAUUACAUCAUUAACAACCUUACGUGAAGUACCACAGGUUUCAGAAAUUAUUUCAUCUAUUUCAACUGGUAAUGUAAUAAAUCCUACAGUAAGUACAGACAAUGUCUCGGUUUUGCAGUCAGAUGUAUAUGAUACAGCCAUUUCAACAGAAAUAAAUGCAUUUGAAAAAGAAGAACAUUUUACCCAAAAACCUAAAACUGAUUUAUAUACAGCUGAAGUUAAAUUUAAAGAAGAUAAACCAUUAAAUGUUUCUGAAACAGUUUCUAACGAAAUCGAACAGCCCUUAGAAAUAAAUAAACCAAUAAAAAAAUCGGCUGUAUUAACUCAGUCAACAUUCGAUGUUGUUACAAUUUCAGAAAAUUCUUCAAUUGAAAAAGAACAAAGUUUUAAUUCAAUUAAAAUACCAGAAGGCCAGAUGGUUAAUGUAGCUUUUGAAAGCAAUCUCAACGUAGAGGUAUCUGAAGUUAAUGUCAUAGACAAAGAAAAUGAAUUGUUAACACCUAUUCUAAAAUCUGAUACUGCUACAAUACUGGAUAUCAGUACACAACCAGUUGUAAAUAUAUCAGAAGUAAUAACAAGUAUGAAUGUUAAAGAUUUUCCACAAUGUAAACAACCAGAACAUGCCUUUGCAAAAGAAGCUCAUUUGUCAUGUCAGAGUCUACUACAAACAGAAGCAGAUAUCUUAGAAUCUGAAGGUGUUUUAGAAAAAAUAAAAACAAGCAAGGAAAAUGCUUCAAUAAUAACUGAUACAUUUGAAAAUAUAGUAAGUACAGAGCAAGUGGUAUCUGAAAAAGAAGGAAUACUUAAAGAAUUAGAAAAACCAAAUUUAAAACACGCACAAUGUUCACUAGAAGAAAUAAAAUCUAGUGUUAUUGUUUCAAACAUUAUCAGUGAAGAUAAAGAAAUCGAGUUAAUUGUUAAAUCACAAAAAAACACUUCGAACGCAAAAGUGAUAACAGAAAACUUGGAAGUGGUCACAACAACCGAGCAAAAUAUAUCAGAAAAAGAAAGUGACUUAACCAUGGAUAUUCCAAGAAAUGAAAAUGCUAUAGUAACAUUUGAAAAUACUCAAUUAGGAAUUUUCGUUUCCGAUGUAAUACCAGGAGAUAAAGAAGAUAACUUUUCUAUACAAAAUAAAACAUAUUCUGCAGCAACAGUAACAACAGAAAAUUAUGAAAGUUUGACAACAAAUGAACAAAUAUUGUCAGAAAAAGAAAACGAUAUGGAACCCAUACCUAAAAUAGACACCGUAACUGCAAAUGUCUCCUUUGAAAAGCUAAUGGAAGGAGCUAGUAUUUUAGAAAUUACAAGUAAUGAAAAAGAAAAUAUUUUUCAAAAGACACGAACAACAAAACCAUUAUUAGCAAACAUGAGCACAGAAGAUUUCAAACCAAUCAUGAUAUCAGAAAAUCAAAUGUUGUGUAAUGUCGACGAACUUAAUUUACCACAAAGAGAAAAAGAAACAGCAGCAAAGAUCGUACUAGAUAAACUCAAUCAUCUAACAAUUGAAGAGACAAUGUUUAAUGAAAAUGAAUUGUCAAUAGACACAAAAUGUCCUAAUAAACUCAAAAUAGAACCAAUAUUUUCAGAGUUGAUAUCACUAGAAUCAAUAAAUGAAGAUAUGGUAUUAGAAACAGCAAGUGAAUUAAAUAAAGACACUCCGGACACACAAAGAGCAUCAAUCAAAGACAUCACUAUAAGCACAGAUGAAACCUCGCCAGCCAUACAAGAAGCACAAUUAAUCACAGCAGAAACACAAACAAACACACACAAACCUAUAACAAAAAUAAAUAAAAUUGAACAAGAAAAAAUUGAGGAGAAUAUGCAAGGUGAAGACGAGGCCAUUUCCCUAAACAAAAAAACUACUAAAAAGACUAAGGGUGAAAAGAAAAAGGAUACGAAGAAGAAGGAAAUAAAAUUAGAGAGAGAUGAGGGUGGAAAGAAAAAGGUUGUCAAGAAGAAAACUAUUAAAACGGUGAAAGACGGAGUAGAAAAUGUAGAAGUCAUUGAGUCCAAACCUGAGAUAACCGAAAUAACUGAUGAGGAAACAAAACCAUUGCCUGAAAUCGAAUCGGUUAAGCCCGAAGAGGCUAGACCAAUUGAAGAGGAAGCCACAUCCGUUGAUAUAAAAACAACAACGGUGAUGGAGGAUGGAUUGAAAAAGGUUACGAAGAAAAAGACUAUUAAAUCGGUGAAAGAUGGGGUUGAAUAUAUAGAUGUAAUUGAGUUGAAACCUGAGGUAACCCAAUUAACUGAUGAUAAGACGAUGUUAUUAGAUGACAUUGAUUUAGUUAGUUUUGAUGAGGCUACUGUUAAUGUUUUUAAUACACCCACUAAUACAUUAUUUACAAGUUACAUUACACAUGAUAAUAAUCAUACACUGGAUCUCCCAACUACACAUAAUGUUGCUGAUUCAUUUCACAUACACGAUUUUAUGUCACCCGUUGAAGUCCUUGAUACUUCUCUACAUUACACAUCUGAGAACACUACCGAAGAUGAUACGAAUGACACAAGCCCAGCAGAUAAUUUGCAAAUGUUGAAUAAUUUAGCCGUUAAAACAUUAGACUUUAUUCCUGAUAUUAAAGAUAAUAAACCAAAUGAUUUAAUUGGAAAUAAUAACAUAGUUGAUUCCAAUCAUAAAGUUUCAAUAACUGAGGAUGAAAAACAGCCAUUACUUGAUUUGAAUAUAAAAGAUGCAUUUGCAACACUUAAGCCAUUAAAGAAAAAAUCAAUAACGGAUGAAGAAGAUAUUGUUAGUGUUACGUUCAUACCAAAACUAUUUAAGCCUAAGGAAACUAUAGAACAAGAGUUUAGUAUAAGUGCUCAAACAUACGAGGAAGAGGAAAUUUCUAUGACUGGAAAUGUAAAACUGCAUCGAAAAUCCACAAUAGAAGCUCCAGUAGAAGAAUUUUCAAUUACACAUAUUGACAUAAUACCACCAAAUGAACUGAUCAAAGACUCACAUGAAGAGAUAAUAGAUAUACCGAAAGAAAUGAAACCUGAAUAUAUUUCAUCACAUCAAAAACCGAAGGUACCUAUAUCGAAUGAAGAUGAAGUUAUUAUAAUAGAUACAGAAAAUGAAGAAAAUUCACCUGAACAGGCUAUUUUUAAACGUCUUAAUAGGGAAAAAGAGAAACAAGAAGAUGAAGAAAAACCCACUAAAGACGUUGAAGUGACAUUAAAACCAAGGAUAAAACCUUCAAUUAAGAAGGAAGAAUCAGCGGACGAAAUAACUAUUACUAAGAAAGAACUAAUAACCGUUGAAAUAAAAGUUAAACCAAAAAGAAAAUCAUCAAUUAAGAAAGAAGAAGCAGCUGAUGAAAUAACUAUUAAAAAAGAAGAAAUAAUAGUUAAAGAUGAGGAAAAACCAAUAGAAGACAUUGAAGUGACGUUAAAACCAAAGAGAAAACCUUCAAUUAAGAAGGAAGAAGCAGCUGACGAAAUAACUAUUGAAAAAGAAGAAAUAAUAGUUAAAGAUGAGGAAAAACCAAUAGAAGACGUUGAAGUGACAUUGAAACCAAAAAGAAAGACUUCGAUUAAAAAGGAUUUUGAGGAAUUUGAAGAUGUAUAUACUUUCAAACAAACGCCUAAAUCAAAAAUUGAAGAUUAUUCUGAAACUGUUGAAAUUAAAAUGAAACCCAAAUCCAAACCAUCAUAUAACGUAGAUGAAGGCACAGAAGAGUUAUUUAAAAUCGAAUUAACACCUAAAAAAGAUCAACAAGACAUAAUUAUCUAUGAAGAGGAAUCACUGGAUAUUAAAGUUAAACGAAAACCAUCAAUACAAUCAUUCAGCCAAGAUGGAGCUGAAUUGAAAAUCUUACAAGAAAAAGAAAUUUUCAUGAAGGAUAAUGCUAUAUUACAAGAAGGUAGUCAUGAUGGUGAAGUUAUGUUUGCAAUUCGUUCUUAUAUUGCCGAAAAUGAUGAUGCUUUAGACUUAGUAGAGGGGGAAAAAGUUUACGUUAUAGAGAGUAAUAAUCAAGAAUGGUGGUUUGUGAAGAAACAUUUAACAGAAGAAAAAGGAUGGGUUCCUUCUAUAUAUUUAAGAGAUGAAACUAGUUAUAUGCGAUAUGUGCAAAAGAAAUUACACGAAAAGAUCGAUAAACUGCCUAUAUUUCAAAGACAUACUUCAAACGAAAAGCCUUCAGCUCCGCGUUUUAUUGAAAAACUUCAACCAAAACAUGUGCCUGAUGGUGGUACAGUCCAGUUUGAAUGUCACGUAGAAGGAAAUCCUAAACCACAAAUAACAUGGUUUAGGCAAACAGCAAUUAUCAAACCUUCUCAAGAUUUUCAA
This is a messenger RNA of Sipha flava (yellow sugarcane aphid), 10632 nucleotides long. RefSeq names its product titin-like. Gene Ontology annotation, molecular function: protein binding. The annotation marks the transcript as partial. The transcript is spliced from 12 exons. The record is from RefSeq and is a predicted model, not a curated record. Lineage: Eukaryota; Metazoa; Arthropoda; Insecta; Hemiptera; Aphididae.